AUGCUGAAUAUAGGUAGAACAAAUGAUACUAAUUCAAAUGAUGAAAAAGUAAAAUGCCCUUCAAAAGUGGAGGAUUCUAGUACAUUUGAAAUUGUUGAAAAAAUUAAUAAAAGGAAUAUGAUGCCUGAAAUACCAAAUUACUCAUUAAAUAAAGAUGACAAUUUCUCAUUAAGUAAAAAAAGGCACAUUUCUUCUAUACCAAAAAAUAAUGAAGAAUAUUGGUUAUAUCCAUCAUCUCAACAAUUUUAUAAUUCAUUAUUGAGAAAAAAUAAAGAUGUUGAGAAAGAUUAUAUUGAUGCUGUUGUUAGUAUACAUAAUGAAAUUAAUGAAGAAUCUUGGAAACAUAUUUUGAAAUAUGAACUUAUGCACAAAAAAAAAUGCAGCAACGUAACCUUACAUAGAUUCGUUGGAAAAUCUGAUGAAUUAUCAAUAAAGGCAAGAUUUAGAAGUAUUUUUUCAAGAUUAGGGAAACCUUUUGAUAGACAUGAUUGGUUUAUUGAUAGAUGUGGAACUCAAAUAAAAUACAUAUUAGAUUAUUAUAAUGAUGAAUCAAUAAAUGAUGAUAAAAAUAUAUAUAUUGAUGUUAGACCAGCUAUGGAUAGUUUGUCAAACAUAUGGGAUAGAUUACGUUACCCUUUUUAUGAGUUUUAUUUUAAACAUAUUAAAAAAAAUGACUUGUAUAGGUAA
Molecule: messenger RNA, 687 nt
Organism: Plasmodium gallinaceum
Lineage: Eukaryota; Apicomplexa; Aconoidasida; Haemosporida; Plasmodiidae
Product: cytochrome c heme lyase, putative
Exons: 5
Coding region: 1-687 (228 amino acids)
Cellular component (GO): mitochondrion
Molecular function (GO): holocytochrome-c synthase activity
Source: RefSeq, a predicted model, not a curated record